UCCAAUUUAAUAAAUGUUUAUUUAAUCUUUUAUAUUUGAUCAUUUCAUAUGCAGCACAAAUUGCACCUGAUUUUGUUCAAAUUGAGGAUGAAACUUAUCUUCUAGAUCAAGAUGAUGAUAAAGUUUCCACAAAACUUAGUGAGGAGACAGCUCCAUCAUCACAAAAAAGUGAUCAGUCAACCAAAAUGAAAACAAGAUACAAAAUGGUUGCAAGGAAAAACAAAAACAAAAGCCUUGUUGUUGUGCCAAGUGGUAGAAUUACAAGGAGCCAAGAUGUUCUGUUAGAUGAAUCUGAAAAGGGAAGCCUGAAGAAGGAUGUUGAACCUGCUAAAGAAACCGCAAAAAUAGGACAGAAGAGAAGAAUGUCUACAAGGAAUUUUCCUAUUCAAAAGGAAGCUGAUGCACCACCUCCAGCACCUACUCCAAUAAAAAAAAUGGCAGGUGCUCCUGCUGAAUAUCCUCCAGACCAAGGCAAAAAGGGUGGGAAAAAGAAAACUCUAGAAGAAGUGAAGAAAACUUCUAAGGUUGCUGGCAAAAGAAAAGCAGAUGUCAGUCCUGCCAAGAGAAAUGCUGGAAAGAGAAAAAAAAUACAAGAAGUACCAUCAGAUGAACCCUCUCAAGAUCCUACUGAUGAAAGUUCUACUGACAGUGAUGAUGAUAGUGAAGAGUCAGUUUAUAGAGCAGAAGAAGAGCCUGUCAGUGAGGAUGAUUAUGAGGUGGAGGAAGAGGAGGAAGAGGAAGAAGUAAAGCCAAGGAAGAAACAGGCAAAGAAAGGGAAUUCAGUGAAGGCAAAGGUUGAAAAGGAGGAGCAAAAGAUGGUACUGUAUGAUGAAGGAAAGAUUGAAGGUAGGAGAAAAAAGAAAAUGAAAACUGAAAUGGUUCAAGCAAUAGAAACUGAUGAAGUUGAGGAAAUUCAGGAAGAUGAAUUUGAGGAAGAGAAAUUUUCAAAGAGAGGAGGACAUGUGAAGUUCAUUGCAUGGAUAAAAAAGAUGACACCUACCCAAAAACAACAAGUUAUUGAUAUAGGGUUAGGAUCACUUCUUGACAUUAGUUUACCUCAACUUGAUCAAAAGUUCUGUAACUGGUUAUUGGGAAGUUUUGAAGAAAAUAGCCAGUGUUUUGAACUACCAAAGAAUGAAAAAAUAGAAAUUGAGGUAGAGGAUGUUAGGGUAGUUUAUGGCUUGCCUACAGGAGAAAUUCCAAUUGUUGAGCCAAAGUCUGAUAAAAUUAGUGAGGAGUAUGCAGAAUUUCUGAAGAAAUGGAGAAAAUCAUGGUCAGGAAAAACUCCAUCAGUGAGUCAGAUUGUGAAUGGAUACAUAAAUGAUAAAUUCACCAACAACAGACCACCAAGUGAACAUUUCAUUACUAACUUUUUAGCAGUGGCUGUGAACUGCUUGAUGAAAUGUGUAUCAAACAAUCAAUGCCAUUUCAAAUUUCUUUAUUCUAUGAUGGACAAAGAAAACAUAAAAAAUUUGAACUGGUGUCAGUUUGUAUAUGACUCACUUAUCAAAUGUCAUGUUGAUUGGAGAAAGCAGCAAGGCAAGGGGUUCUACAAAGGCCCUCUUCAAUUUCUGAUGUUGUUCUAUUUUGAUAGAGUUCAGAGGUUAGACAAAAGGCCUCCAAGAACAAUUCCUAUCAUAUCUGCAUGGAAUAGAGACAUGGUUCUUGAGAGGUUGAAGAUUGAAUUAGAAUUGGGAUUUGGGAGAGGGAAAAUUCUACCAAGGAUUGCUGCAGAAGUUGAAGAAAGUCCUAAGGUUUUUAUGGAUGAUUUUGUUUCCCUGGUAAAAACAACUUGUUCAAACCUGUCAAAGCUUUCUUCAAAAUUGGUGAAGGCAAAGGAUAUCUUCCCUGGAAAUGACUUGGUGAAAAAAGUUGAUGAAGUUUUAGGAAAGGUGGUAGCUAGGGAACCAUCAAUUCUAAGCCAAGAUGAAGAAUUCUUUGGCAGUGAGGAUUUCCUAAAUGCACUUGCACAAGCUGAGAAGAAUCUGAUGCAAGGGUCUGAAAAGCAAACAACUGAGAAGCAAAUGACUGGGAAGAAAUUAACCAAAAAGGGAAAGGAAAAAGAACAAGAAUAUGACAUCAGAAAAGCUUUCAGCUUGGGGUUGACUCCACCUUCUCCAGCCAUUGAAACAGGGCCCACCUUUUCAACACUUGGUGAUAUAAUUGAACAACCAAUAAUUUCAACAAAUGCUGGAGAAAAGGAUGUGGGUAAAACUUCAGCAGCUUCAGAACAAAGAAUUGAAGAAUUUUCUAGAACUGAUGCAGGAUCUGGUUCAGUGGUUGAUGCUGACCCUAGGUCAGAUGGUGGUGAAAAAAGUGAUGAUCCAAAAAACACAGUUGGAGGUGGAAAACAAAACAAGGAAGAUGUUUUUGAAAAAAACAAAAAAUGAUGAAAAAGUGGAGGGGUAAAAUCCUGAAGACAUGUCUUACUAUUAGGGUUAUGUAAUGGUGUAGGAUAAAAUAUCUAGAUGGAACAAUUUAACUUAUGUUACUAUCGUGUUGUAACUUGAAACUGGUGUUUCUCAAACUAUUGUAUGUGUGAACAUUAUUUUGUUGAAUAUGUAAUAUGAAUGUGUGGUUUAUGUUAAAUCAAUAGGUUUAUGUUAAA
Molecule: messenger RNA, 2608 nt
Organism: Chenopodium quinoa (quinoa)
Lineage: Eukaryota; Viridiplantae; Streptophyta; Magnoliopsida; Caryophyllales; Amaranthaceae
Exons: 10
Coding region: 186-2390 (734 amino acids)
Source: RefSeq, a predicted model, not a curated record